CCUUUUCUGUCGCCCGCUCUCCCUGCUGCUCUCGCUGGCUGGCGUGCUCGCUCCAGGACUGGGGCGGCCGGGAAGGGGCGGCGGCGGCUGAGGAGUGGGCAGGUCGUCAUGGCCGCCUCUAAGCCCCUGGAGGCGGCGGUGGCGGCGGUCCCCAGCGCCGGCAGCGGGGUGGGGAGCGGGGCUGCUGGUCCCGGCGUGGGGGGCCUGCCUCGCUGGCAGCUGGCGCUGGCGGUCGGGGCGCCGCUCCUCCUGGGCGCGGGCGCCGUGUACCUGUGGAGCCGGCAGCGACGACGGCGGGACACGGGCAGCGGCGGCCGGGGCGAUACCGGGGGCGGAGGCCUCAAACGGAACAGCGAGAGGAAAACCCCCGAGGGCAGAGCCAGCCCUGCCCCAGCCGGGGUGGGCAGCGGCCACCAGGACGGCACCGGCGCCCACGAGGAGAUGAGUCCUCUUGACAGAGCCCAAGCAGCCAAGAACAAAGGCAACAAGUAUUUUAAAGCAGGAAAGUAUGAACAAGCCAUUCAGUGCUAUACAGAGGCCAUCAGUUUAUGUCCUACAGAGAAAAAAGCUGACCUUUCUACAUUUUAUCAGAACAGAGCUGCUGCAUUUGAGCAAUUGCAAAAGUGGAAAGAGGUGGCACAAGAUUGUACAAAAGCUGUUGAGCUCAAUCCCAGAUAUGUGAAAGCUCUUUUUAGACGUGCAAAAGCCCAUGAGAAACUAGACAAUAAGAAAGAGUGUUUAGAAGAUGUCACAGCAGUUUGUAUUUUAGAAGGUUUCCAGAACCAACAAAGCAUGUUGUUAGCUGAUAAAGUUCUUAAACUUCUUGGAAAAGAAAAGGCCAAAGAGAAAUACAAGAAUCGUGAACCUCUAAUGCCAUCUCCACAGUUCAUUAAAUCUUACUUUAGUUCCUUCACUGAUGACAUCAUAUCUCAGCCUAUGCUUAAAGGAGAGAAGUCCGAUGAAGAUAAAGACAAGGAAGGAGAAGCAUUAGAAGUAAGAGAAAAUUCUGGAUAUUUAAAAGCCAAGCAGUAUAUGGAAGAAGAAAACUAUGAUAAGAUCAUAAGUGAGUGCACAAAAGAAAUAGAUGCACGAGGUAAAUACACAGCUGAAGCCUUGUUGCUACGAGCCACCUUCUACUUGCUUAUUGGCAAUGCCAAUGCAGCUAAGCCAGAUUUAGAUCAGGUCAUCAGCAUGGAAGAUGCUAAUGUGAAGCUUCGUGCAAAUGCCCUGAUUAAAAGAGGCAGCAUGUAUAUGCAACAACAGCAGCCUUUGCUCUCUACUCAGGAUUUUAACAUGGCUGCUGAUAUUGAUCCUCAAAAUGCAGAUGUUUACCACCACCGAGGACAGUUAAAGAUCCUCCUUGAUCAGGUUGAAGAAGCAGUUGCAGACUUUGAUGAAUGUAUUAGAUUACGACCUGACUCAGCCCUAGCCCAAGCUCAAAAGUGUUUUGCACUGUAUCGGCAAGCUUACACAGGAAACAAUUCUACACAAGUUCAGGCAGCUAUGAAAGGCUUCGAAGAUGUCAUAAAGAAAUUUCCAAGAUGUGCUGAAGGCUAUGCAUUGUAUGCCCAGGCACUAACAGAUCAGCAACAGUUUGGUAAAGCAGAUGAAAUGUAUGAUAAAUGUAUUGACUUGGAACCAGACAAUGCCACAACGUAUGUUCAUAAAGGUUUGCUUCAGCUUCAGUGGAAGCAAGAUCUAGAUAAAGGCUUGGAGCUUAUUAGCAAAGCCAUUGAAAUUGACAACAAGUGUGAUUUUGCAUAUGAAACAAUGGGAACUAUUGAAGUGCAGAGGGGAAACAUGGAUAAAGCCAUUGACAUGUUCAACAAGGCAAUUAAUCUGGCCAAAUCUGAAAUGGAAAUGGCACACCUCUAUUCACUUUGUGAUGCUGCCUAUGCUCAGACAGAAGUUGCAAAGAAAUACGGAUUAAAACCUCCUACAUUGUAAAACAGCUGGGAAAGGAAAAAUGACCCACUUUUUAGACGUUUGCCCAUACUUCAACCAAGCCCUACAGAUGAGAUCACAGACCGUGGUGAAUGGUGGAACUUAGUUUUUUUCCGUUUGUGGUGUUUGUCAUUUGUUACAUCUGUUUAAUGUUUAGGUGUUGUGGGAGUGGCUGUUCAAGGAAGUAUGCAGUGUUGAAGCUUAUUCCCUAAUGCAACAGAAGGGGAUAUCCAAAACAAUGUUGCAGAGGGAACAAAGGAUAUUUUGGCCAUGCAAAUAAAAACUGAUUUGUUCAUUGGGGGGAGGAGGGAAGUGAUUAUGUUUUGGAUGAUUUUGUUUAUGGUAUAUAUAUAAAUAUAUAUAUAAACAUUUUACAGCAUGUUGGUUUUUAAAAUAAUAUGGCGAGUACUAGUAAAAUAGAUUUCUUUUAUAUACAAUUAAUCCCUAUGGAUUGAUUAUUUGUUUUUCAAAGAAAAAAAUAUGUUUUUGUUUUGAGAUUUUUUUUGGUUUUGUUUCUUAAAGCUAAAUUGAGAGAGAACCUUAAUAUGAUGAAAGGCACAGUGUGCCUUCUGCAUAACUCUAGGAAGAACCUGGUGGCAACUACCAAUCAAUUUGAUCAUUUCCCACAGAGACAAUAAUAAAUGAUGAGAAACAUAACUUCAAAUCUAAAGCAACCACAAACUGCUAUAAUAAACUAUACAGAAACAAGUCUGUUGCUUUGAAGCUGACAGACUUAGAAUAUGACUUUGAAUAGCAUUGCUACUGUUGAGGGAAUAGAGCACUCAAGAUGUAAAAUGAGGUGGGUUUUUAAAAGGCUUAAUACUAUUUAUUGAACUUGGUACUGCUAGAUUUAAUGGUGUACACUUUUUAAAGAAAUUCAAAUGAUGGCUUAUGUAUAUAAUCUAAAUAAAAAUGGAAUGAGUGUGAUACAUGGAAACAUUUGAUUUAAAAUAGCUAGUAAAAAAAAAUUUGGUAAAGCAAUGUGCAAUUUAUUAAAUGUUAUUGCCAAGAGCCUACGAUGUCAAGUGGCAAAUGCUUGAGUGUUUCACCAAGUUAUAGUAACAGAGUUAGAAAUAGUACCUUUUCUGAGGCAUUACUUUUUAUGUAAAAGUAUGUGUGGGAUGCCGUUAAUUCAGUGAGCCCUUUGUUGUGAGGUCCUGAGUGCCAAUAUCUAGGAAUUUGUUGGUAAUUUAGGAAACCUGACCAUCUGUUUACAGUUUUAUCCUCAUUCAAUCUGCAACUCAUACUUAAUUUCUAGUUAUUUUAUUCAGAUUGGGUUUUUUUGGUUUUAGUUUUUUUGUUUUGUUUUGGUUUUUUUUGGUUAUAAUCCUAAUUUAACUAGCAGAGUGUCCUGUUUUUGUUGCAUGGGUUUUGUUUUUGUUUUAAGCAGUGGGCCAUCAGAUAGUGUCUCACUAAAUUUUAGCCUUAGAAAAUACAUACCACAGUAUGAUAGGGCCUUCUGUCAUCCUUUUGGGAAACUAAAAUCUUGUUAGUGUACAGGGCCUGGGGUAAGGGGACUGCUUAUCCAAAGGGUCAGCGUUCACUGGGUGCUUAUAUUUCUGAAACCAAAUAAACUUUGUAGGCGUGAACACUACCUUUUUAGUACCUGUAAAAUUGGUUCCUCUUUCAUAGUAGGGGUAACUUCUGACUUGAGGAGAUCAUGGGUCUAAAGGUAGCAAAUUGGGAAGUGAAAAUUUUUUGACAACCAGGAUAAUGACAAUUCAGAUCUAAGGGCUCUCUCUCCAUUUUUAGUCUUUAAAUUAUGUACCUUCCAAGACAACCACUGCUGACUUCAGGAGAGGUUGCUUUAUCCCCAACUUAAAAUUCUUCUGAUUCUUUAAAAGGGUUUUUAUUUGCAUGGCCUUAUUUUCAUAGACACUGACAUUUUCUUCUACUCUUCUCCCUUCCUCCCCCCCCCGGGGAGGGGUAGAAAAAAACCACACAAAGGAAAAUGACGCAUGUGCCGUUCAAUAUUAUCAUUCCAAAUCUUCACGGACUGUUGCCUGUUCUUAAAAUAUUUGAAACUGCACUGAAAGCUACAUUUGUCUGUAACUUUUCUUUUGUAAAUGAAUUCACAUGUAAAUUCACCAAAUAAAUAUUACAUUCAAGUUUA
Sarcophilus harrisii (Tasmanian devil) is the source of this 4057-nucleotide messenger RNA. It is a transcript of the gene TOMM70, whose product is annotated as translocase of outer mitochondrial membrane 70. The transcript has 12 exons. Lineage: Eukaryota; Metazoa; Chordata; Mammalia; Dasyuromorphia; Dasyuridae. Gene Ontology annotation, molecular function: protein binding. The coding region runs from base 109 to 1947 and encodes 612 amino acids. The record is from RefSeq and is a predicted model, not a curated record.